Cannabis sativa is the source of this 2115-nucleotide messenger RNA. RefSeq lists its product as uncharacterized. The transcript is spliced from 11 exons. The coding region runs from base 78 to 1553 and encodes 491 amino acids. The record is from RefSeq and is a predicted model, not a curated record. Lineage: Eukaryota; Viridiplantae; Streptophyta; Magnoliopsida; Rosales; Cannabaceae.
UGUAAGAACCGUAUCCAAACACAGUAGAACUCCCCUUCUUAUUCCCUCCUUGAGUUAGGAAAACAAAAAGAGAAGAAAUGAACACUUCUUCUUCUUCAUACUGCUUUACCAUGUGGGGCUUAUCCUAUGCUACCCGUCCUUAUCCUGCACCAACUCUGAAAACCUCAGUAUCCAUGUUCACUGCUCCUCGUUCAAGCUCUCAACUCUCAGUCCCUCAAAUUACUCACCAUUAUCAUCUUAAUCACAGCCCUUUUGUUCCAGAGGUUAUUGAAGCUGCGGACUCCUUAUAUUCAGAGUUCAGAGCAGUGGAUGAUUUGGUUGCUUGCAAUACCAGCCGUGUUCUUAAAGCUUUCAAAAAUGCCCGAGUUGGGUCCCAUCACUUUGCCGGAUGUACUGGCUAUGGUCAUGAUGAAGCUGGGGGACGUGAAGCACUUGACCAAGUAUUUGCUGAAAUCGUUGGGGCUGAAUCUGCCAUAGUUCGCUCUCAGGUCUGCCAUUUAUUUCUUUGCUUGUGUUUAUUUAGAUGGGUAUUUCGUACAUUCAAUUGCUCAUCAUCCGUGUGCCAGUUUUUCUCAGGAACACAUGCUAUAACUUGUGCAUUGUUUGCUAUUUUAAGGCCGGGGGAUGAGCUUUUGGCAGUUGCAGGUGCUCCUUAUGAUACCUUAGAGGAAGUUAUUGGAAAAAGAGACUCCCAUGGGAUGGGGUCCCUGAAAGAUUUUGGAGUAACAUACCGAGAAGUUCCUCUAGCUGAGGAUGGUGGACUUGAUUGGGAUAAACUUAGCAGGGCUUUGAAACCUGAGACUAAAUGUGCACUCAUACAAAGAUCUCGUGGUUAUUCUUGGAGACGGAGUUUAAGUGUGAGUGAGAUAGGUAGAGCAAUAAAGAUAAUCAAGAUGCAGAACCCUAAUUGCUUGGUCAUGGUGGACAAUUGUUACGGUGAAUUUGUUGAAAAUAUUGAGCCUCCAUAUGUGGGUGCAGAUUUAAUUGCUGGAAGUUUAAUUAAAAAUCCAGGUGGAACCAUAGCACCAUGUGGUGGAUAUGUUGCAGGGAAGGAGAUAUUGGUUAAAGCAGCAGCAUCUCGUUUGUCUGCACCAGGGCUCGGAGUAGAUUGUGGCUCAACUCCUGGUGAUAUUAUGCGGUCUUUUUUCCAGGGAUUGUUUCUUUCACCUCAGAUGGUUGGAGAAGCAAUCAAGGGAACCCUGCUUAUAGCUGAAGUAAUGGCAUCAAAAGGGUAUAAAGUAGAGCCUCUUCCUCGUGUUACUCGUCAUGAUACUGUACAGGCCGUACAACUCAGAAGCCGUGAGCGUCUCCUUUCUUUUUGUGAGGCUGUACAAAGAAUCUCCCCAGUAGGUUCAUUCACUAAACCAGUGGCUGGUACAACUCCUGGAUAUGCCUCCGAGGUCAUUUUUGCUGAUGGAACUUUCAUUGAUGGUAGUACAAGUGAGCUUUCAUGUGACGGACCAUUAAGAGAACCCUAUGCUGUAUAUUGCCAGGGUGGCACCCAUUGGACUCAGUGGGGACUAGUCCUUGAAGAGGUUUUAAAAUCCAUAUGAAAGAAAUCUGAUAAAUGACAAUGAGGAUAAUGAUGUUGCUUCGGUUAAGACAUUGCUGAUGACAAAUGUGUACUUCUACCAUAAUACAGGUAAAGCCAUAUUGUGUGCAGUUAAAUUAUCUUAUUCUAUGUUGUGACAUGUAGAUUUCUUAUUUCGUCUGAAAUUAAAUUAAUGUGAUGUAUCCUUAGAUUUAAUUAUUAUCGAUCCACAUUGGUACAUUGGUAAUACAUUGAGUUUCUCCAUUGCUGUUUGUAUUAUUUUGCAUGGAAUGUUGACUGUUUAUAUUGUUAAAUCAAGCCAGCAAGGCUCUGCUGUUCUUGCAGCCCGAGACAGGUUUGUGGUUUUACUGUUGAGAAGGAAGUUGAAGCUUGUAAAAUAACAUACUGAAGCCAAGCUUACAAUGAAGACGAAGACAUUCAUAUAUUCAUUUGUGGGUUCAUGUGACUUUUUGUAUUGAAAUAAAACAGCGUGGAUUGACUUCGACAAUACAAAUCUUAUAAUCAAUUUUUUUUUUUCAAAUUUUUUUAAGGUUUACGACAGUAACACUUAUUCUUCUUUUUCA